Ogataea polymorpha is the source of this 4093-nucleotide messenger RNA. RefSeq lists its product as uncharacterized. Gene Ontology annotation, biological process: regulation of DNA-templated transcription. The record is from RefSeq and is a predicted model, not a curated record. Lineage: Eukaryota; Fungi; Ascomycota; Pichiomycetes; Pichiales; Pichiaceae. The transcript has a single exon. Gene Ontology annotation, molecular function: zinc ion binding; DNA-binding transcription factor activity, RNA polymerase II-specific. Gene Ontology annotation, cellular component: nucleus. The coding region runs from base 1 to 2310 and encodes 769 amino acids.
AUGGAUAAACCCAAGUUCAAGAGAAACUACCUGGCAUGCUUGAAUUGCCGCACCCGCAAAGUCAAGUGUGAUUUGGGAUCUCUGGAGGCUCCUCAUGAUCCACCCUGUGCCAGAUGCAAGCGUGAGCGCAAAGAGUGUGUUUUUGCAGAGAGCCGUCGCCGUGGAUCAGGCAGAGUUCGCCAGGCUUCCCCUGUGGACUCGCGGCCGCCCACCUAUGCUGCUAGUUCACGCUCCUCCUCGCGACUGGCCGCUAUUGGCUCUGGAGAUUCCAUUUCCAGCACUCCUGUUGAUGAGAGCGCAAAUACAAGCAACUCAACAAUGGUGUUUUUGGCCCAUAUCGCGGGCAACUUCGCCAAAGCCGACGAACGGGACAAGAUCGAUGCGUACGAACGGCUCCAGAGCCUGGAAAACAAGGUCGCCAGUCGUCCGUCGUCAGAGUCGCCGUCCAGCGAGAGACGUUCUUUCUCAGAGACUGCAGAUUCGGCCAAGCUCCCGUCCAGUGCGUCCACCGACUCGCUGGCAGCAGGCAGCACGUAUCCGUCCUCGCGUAAAGAGUCGUUUGGUCAUGACACCAGUCUGCACCCGCUGCUGAAACAGAGCCGGCUGCAAAUGCCUCCAGUGCGGUCGACGCUAAAAAUCCGGCCCAGGCCAACAGCCAGGCUGGAGGACAUCGAGUACAUUGGCCCAGAUAAGGUGUUAACGAGCGACGAGGCCAUACGACUGAUCCGACUAUUCUUUCUUACGAUGCAUCCAUUUUUCCCGUACAUUCCUGCCGAGUUGCAGGACCCACAGGUGCUCCCUGGCUACCCUAUGUUAUUGUGUUCUAUCCUGACCAUUUCGUCACGGUACCAUCCGCUAGAAGCCCAGAACCGACAUAUCGAGAUUCAUGAACAGUUGUGGGUCUACUGCCAACGACUCAUCAGCAUGACAGUCUGGGGAGAGUCGAGUAGCAGAAGCAUCGGCACGCUGCUUUCAUUUCUGCUAUUUACGGAAUGGAACCCUCGAGCCAUCCAUUUCCGCUGGAGCGACUACGCUAAUACGCCAGAGGAUGAGGCCCAAGAAGAGUACACAGGACUGAGCGCCAUGAAACGGUCUGAGAUCAUGUCCUUUAUGCUAAUUGGCACAGCCACAAGACUCAGCUUCCUGCUGGACGAGCACCCGUUGACGUUCCUCGCGACGCACAUUUCUGAAACACUUUCGGCAAUCAAUUUGAACAAACGGUCAAUGCUCGCACAGACGCUGGCAGAGGUCGACAUUAACGAUCCGAGCUUCGAUUUUACGCCAUACCAGAAAGCCACCAUCGAACUGCUGCAGUUCACCUCGCUUUGCUACGAGUCGCUGUAUGUGAACAAUCCGAAACUGGGAGCUCUUGAUAAGCACCAGAACCUUGCUGUGCUUGACAUUUUGUCCCCGCUGCUAGAAAAUUGGUACAAAAAGUACCACAAGCUGCUUAAACCGUCGUCGGCACAUAAUCUGCAUCAGAACUAUGCGGAUUGCAUUUCCGACGCCAAAGUACACAAAGAAAUACACCAUCAGGUCGAAAAAGAGGCGCUCAUUUUAGAUUACUACUACGCAAAGUUGUAUCUCUACUCAUUGGCUUUGAACGAUGACACAUCCAUGAACAUCACCAACAGCUCGAAAAAGGGCCGCAGUCUGCGAUUGGACGAGCUUGCCAAAUAUUCCAGAUACGUGGAGCUCGCAUACAAGGCAGCAAAAGAGGUGCUUGCAGUGAUGCAGCGUGUAAACAAGCUGAGGCUGCUCAAGUACAUGCCAGUCAGAUGGGUGAUUCGCGUGAUCAAGGCGGUAGCCUUCAUUGUCAAGUGCUAUCUAACACUAACGACAGAUGGGAAAACAGACCUCCUGCAAUCGGACAAGUCCACGAGCGAGAUUAUACGAUUGAGUGUCAUACCUGUUGAGGAGAUAAUUUCGUUGCUGCAGAAAACAGCUAUUUGCUUGAGAGACGCCGCUCCGGACGAGCUUCAUCUUUGCACGCGAUACUCUACCAUUCUAAUGUACCUGUGCUCGCAAUUCAAAACCAAAGCAGUCAAGACCAGAACAGUUGUCGACUAUGAAGACGAAAUUAACCGCCAAGCCCAGAGCGAGGAACAACCUCAGAACCCAUACAUGGAAAACCAAGAGUAUCCGCACCCAAAUAACCUUGACCAGCAAAGUUUUGACGACUAUUUCACGGAUCCCUCUGAAACUCUCUUCAACUGGUUCUCCGAAAACAACAACCCUGGCCUGGACUUUGUGGACCAGUUCACCAAGGAAAUAGAAAAUGAGUUCCUGAAAACGGGGCUCAGUAAAUAGACUAGUUGACCAUUUUCUUGAAAAAGCGUUUUAAUCCGUUCUUCUUCUUUUCUCUGUGCUGCGGGUUGGAUCCAUUCGAAACGGCCGUCGACAUUUUUGAAACUUGUGGAGACACCAUGCCGUUUGCAGGUGACGUAACACCAUCGCGGGGCUUGAGAACCGGUGAAGAAACUUUUGAUAGUUCUUUUCGAGGAGGAGCGAUACUUGGAUUGAUCUUAUCGUCGAUUUCAGUGUCUGUAGAAUCAGCAGCCGUAAACGAUGCAGUGGAGGAUAUCAUGCUAGCAGGGUUGGAGGGGAAUUGCACGCUGGCUGACACAGAGCCCCGCUUGAGAUUCAGCAGUCUCGAGUUUAUUUUUUCAAUGAAUCCGCCUUCAUUGCCGUCUCCGUUUUCCUCGUGCGGCGUCCAAAUAGCCGGCGGCUCAGAGUAUUCGCGUGGUAUCUUGUAAGUUCCGGAAGAAUUAAGAUCGUACCAAUAAUAUUGCGUGCCGAUAUCCAGAUAGGCAGGAUCAGUCGGUAACACUUCAUUAUCCGUCUUUUUCCCGCGCGAACUGGACCUGGACACCGAAGAGGUCGACGCUGUCUGGGGCGGCGCAAGUGGUGGCACCUGGAUGGUAGCAGCCGGUGAGUGUUCUGAUUCUUUCGCGGGCUGAUCGAUGGUGAUUGGCGGCGGUGCCCCCGCAGACUUGAGAGAGAGGUGUGACAUCUGGGACACUAUCGAGCUUUUGCGAGCAGCCAGGAGUGAGCUAUUGGGCAUGCUAGAUUCACUGUCGGAGUUCCAAAGCUUGUCUCUGGCGCCCCGUGGAGGCCUGAUGGUGCUUUCGUCGCCACUGGUGGCAGUGCCAUAGUAGUCAGAAUCAAAAUCCUCUUGUAGCUCCACUAUUUUGUAGAACAGAAUAUAAGGAUCUUCUUGGUCCAUGGCUUCCUGGAACGUCACUUCCUUGGCUUUCUCCUCCUUGUCAAGCACGUCGUUGAACAGAAUCCAGUUCUUUUCAUCUGAGGGUAUCGAAUCUUUCGGAUUGUAUGGGUGUUUGCGGACCAACGAGACAUAGUGUCCAGAAUUCACAGUUUUACCCCGGUGGCAAAUGCAGCUUUCCAGAACCAGCAUGAACGACCCGGAAGGCGCCUUGUUGUCUGUAUUUCGACUAAAAUCGACGUAUCCUGGCUUUGUGCUGUCCUCGGCGAUAAAGUACGGAUGCUUGAUCACCUCGGGAAUCACCACCUUGCGGUUAAUCUUGUGCGACUGACCAGUUUCAUCCCAGCCAUAUUUCUUCAGACAGAUAGGGAUAAUUGGGCGUUUCUUCUGGAACCGGUCCUCGAAAUCUGUCAGUUCGGUGUCAUCCGCAGAUGAUGCAGAUGACUCCCCGGUUAGGCUUCUAGUCAUUCCCCUAAAUGACCUUUCCGAGCUCCGUAAGCGGAGUUUCACCUUGGGGCUGGUAUAGUAAGGCAGCAAUUGCAAGAACAUCCAGGCAGGCAAUGUGACUUCGUUGUUGGAGACCGACGAUGCUCUGCGUGUGAGUCUAGUUGGAUUUGAUAUCAUGACGUUGUUCAGAACUGAGGCGAUUGUCGAGGACCUUGUUCUGGAUGCCUCCAUCCUUUCCGACAGUCUCAGGAAUGAGGAGACCGCAACUGUGCGGUCGCUGGUCGACUCCGUGCAGGUGACAGUCGAGUUGCUGAGUGCAGUACUCAAAUCUGCGGAGGAAGUCGCAGAUUCCUGAGACGAAGAACGUUGCAGCGGUUCCUCGUUGGAGGUGACAAUUCCGAGCUUCUCGUAGUAUUGCAAAUC